CAUGCACAACCCCCUCCUUGCAUCAACCGAACUCCGUCAUAAUUCUACGGAACGAACAAACACCUACUACUAUUAGCCACGGCUAGUCACUGACCUUCACCUAUGUGACCUGUCUACCUGCGGACCUCUACCGAUACGGACGCCCUUCAAGCCCACCAUCCCACCAGCCUCAGGUCAGGUCAACCCAACCCGUGUGUCACCAAUAAUAACUGCCUGGGUACAAACCAAGCGAGCCGCCUUGAUUCUCCUUCAAACUUCAACUAAUCAGCUUGCUGACAUCCCGGUCUCGAUCCGGGAUUCUGUGUCAACCUCGCAUGAUCAGUUUUAGAUCCCCAUCCCAACCUUAGUUUCACUACAACUCUCUGCCCAUAUUCGACCUCUGCCUUCUUCAGUACCACCAUCUCACCGUACAACUGCGACCAAAGGUGAAGUGGGUGCCGCCGGUGCAUCAAAACAAACCACUAGUCUUCGCCGCCUCAAAGCGGUCACUGCCAGACCACAUCGUAACUCCGCCUGAAUGACUUUGAGACUUCGUCAUUAGGGCAAACUCUUGGAUCCAACACCAUACUUUGUAUCAGGACAACUUACUCUCUCUUUUGUCCUUCCAAACAUUGCCUUACCGUUGAGGGGACUUCCGGACCGAUCUUUAUGGAACACGUGAAACAUUUCCACUGGUGACUGAAGUAUCACAUUCGCCAAAAUGGCCUCACCACCGUUUUACGAUGAUCUUAGUCCACCUAGUUCACAGGACCGAUCUGACAGAGAAAACUCUUCUCAUAAACGUCGACGACUCGCUUCGGACUCGACUCCUCCACGACUGAUGGCUGACCCUACUCGACCUUCCAACAUUCCUCUGCCGCCUUCGUUCUCUGUUCAAUCUGGCUACUAUUUCCCGGUCAACGAUGCCUUCCCAUCCAUGCCCGCGGAUAACUCUCCCUGGCAAGAACACGCAGCCAUCGAGUACCUAAUGGCGGGAACGGGCUUUGCUCAAGACUUGAGGGGGAUGACAACCUUGCCAUUUGCUUACACCUUACCGACUAUCCCUGCUGGUUCUGAAACUGCACCGAGGCAUGCAUACACAAGUCAGCCACCUCCACCCCAGCCUCUGACAAGACCACAUGAAGUGAUGCGUGGAGAUAUGCGAGCUUUCCACAAUGACUUCUUUCGACAUUUUCCGGGCAUGUCUGAAGAACGUCUGAGAGAACUUUCCGGCCUUCUUCCCGAAGGACACCGGUAUCAUACAGGGAUUGAGGCCAGCAGGUGCUUUCCCGGGACCGAAAACAAUAGCACACCGCGCCCCUCGAACGCAAGCGCUCUGAGCGAGAUGGUUUCUUCUGUGUUGCCACAUAGACGUUCAGCUGCUUCAACAGCACCCGCCACUCCCAGUAAGCCCCCGAUCAGAUUGAUCCUCAGUCGCGCGACCACGGAAAGCAUCGAAGUCCUAGACGACCACAAGAGAGAAUGUCCUGCAUGUCAACUCGAAUUCGAAACCGAUGACUUCAUGGCCGUCAUCAGCUGCUGCGGUACCGCUAUGCAUGCUACUUGUCUAUCAGCUUGGGUGAAUUCUCAGACAUAUCACAAGAGUCGAGCCUGCAUGAAGUGCCGACGUGCUAUUGACGCCAGACGUCCAUUGAACAACGUGGUGUCGCCAGUCAGUGACCAAAAUUGGGACGAAGGUGCAGAUUUGAAGGCGCCGGAAACAUUGAAAGGAGAAGCGAAGAUCGAGCUGAAUGUUAGUGCCCGACCUGAACGCUCGGCCUAUCGACGUAUGAGAGGAGCUGCUGCGUACCUUUCUAGUUACAGAUCGUCCCGAGGUCCACCAGGGCUACCAAGCGACCUGAACGAGGGAGCCCGAAGCGCCAUCGAACGAGCAAAGCACGAACAUAUGAUGGAAAUGGAGGCGAUGAAGAACAACGUGAAGGCUGCUUACAGUGAGAGAAGUAAAGCACUCGACGACGAAGCUGCUGCAAGUCGAUCUUUCUGCGAUGCCCAAGUCAGUCUGAUCCGUGGAGCCGCUGUGGAUCUCGGACCACUAGCUAGGAGAUGGGAGGAGACGAAAGUGGCCAGGGACAAUGCAACCGAACGUUUCCGAAAGCUUCAGAGAGACUUGGACUAUAUGCACAGAUCUCACCUGGAUCGCCUCAAUGGCCUAGCCGAAGCAGCUUGGCUGGAGAGUGCCCGUCAGAGAGGAGAAGAGGUGGCUCGGAGCAUGACGGCAUCUGGACAGAGUGGCGGAAGUGCAUCUGCAAUAACAGCCUCUCCAUAGGGAUCCAAGAGGCAGACACUUGACAGCCAUGCCCGCGAAACUUCAGACGGCUCAAGGCGUUGCUCACAGGCUCCAAAGGCAGACCUCAUUGGAAUGGAAUCAAUGGGAACUUUGAGGGUUGAGAAUGAAGAAGGUAGUAGCCUGAAGUCUGAAGAGUCUCGGGAAAUGACAUGUCGUGGCGAGAAGAGGAACGUGGCCCGUCCGGCGCUUCUUGUGGGACGGGCUGACUGAUCCACGAUACUGGUCUGGUUGUGCAGUGAGCAGAAGGGUGCGUCACGAGAAAGGAUUUGAAAGAAGCGGUCAUCAGCACAGCGAAGCAGGCGACAGGCGUCGGACGCAGUGACACUCUACUUAUGAGGAUACGACCAUCAUGAAUUUCUGGGCGUAGGGCAUUAAUCACGGGGAUCCGCGCUGGUGUUGAGGAGUGGCUCAUUUAGGACUCACGGUGGUAGUAUUGCUUGCAUACUCAGGUCUCCAAUAUGGAGUACGGGGCUGGACAUGGACCGGGAAUACGAAUAGCACAGAGCCAACUCCUCAUUUUAUUAGCACACAGGUAGCUUUGCAUAGGUACGAAUCAACCGAUUUUUCUUAUCAUAA
Molecule: messenger RNA, 2863 nt
Organism: Exophiala xenobiotica
Lineage: Eukaryota; Fungi; Ascomycota; Eurotiomycetes; Chaetothyriales; Herpotrichiellaceae
Exons: 1
Coding region: 701-2266 (521 amino acids)
Source: RefSeq, a predicted model, not a curated record